This is a messenger RNA of Drosophila willistoni, 376 nucleotides long. RefSeq lists its product as uncharacterized. Gene Ontology annotation, molecular function: nucleic acid binding; zinc ion binding. Bases 54 to 368 code for a protein of 104 amino acids. The record is from RefSeq and is a predicted model, not a curated record. Lineage: Eukaryota; Metazoa; Arthropoda; Insecta; Diptera; Drosophilidae. The transcript is spliced from 2 exons.
AUUUCCCCGAUAACCGAAUUUGGUCAAAAUAAAAGCUCGAAUUGCGAGAGAAGAUGAUGCGUUUUCAGACAGUUCAGCCACCAGCCAAAAACUACGUUCCUCAGGCUCGUCAGACUUCAGACCGUGCGCAGGCCAUUACGGCUGCUGCAAAGGAGAAGAGAUGUUUCAAUUGCCGCCAGAUUGGUUACUUAAUGUUUGGCCGUCCACGCCCGGAUAGACCAAAAGGAAGUUGCUAUCGGUGCUUCAAAGUGGGCCAUCAGUACCGGAAUUGUCCAAUGCGAACACAGAUCGCCGCCAUGAGCUAUAGUGAAGACCCGGACACCAUUGAUGAUAAGUCAUUUAUUCAAUUAAUUCCGGAAGCCCAUUAAGUUUUGCC